AUGGCUUUAAUGAGAAAAGAUGAUACAGAUGAUGCAUCUGAUUUAGAAGUACAAUUUAUAUUAAGAUUACCGCAUGAAAGUGCUAGAAUAUUACGAGCGUUAAUGCAUGCUGGUGUAUCGUUAAAAGAUCGUUUAUCUAUUGAUAUGUAUAAAGAUCUACGACAUGUUGUAUUCCAAUUGGAUAAUUGGGUCUAUUAUGGUAAAAUAUAUAAUUUACCAACAGUCAUUGAAAGUUUAAAAACUAUUGAUGGUAAAUCGUUCUUUAAAACAGCGGAUAUAUCACAAAUAUGUGUAUGUACUAAUGAAGAAUUUGGAAGUUCUGAAGAUGAGCUUAAUAUUAAUAAAAGUAUUGCAAAUAACAACUCAGAAAACAGUAGAAUGAAAACUAACAAAAAAUAUAAUUGGCCUCAUGGAUUAACUCCACCGUUGAAGAAUGUCCGUAAACAUCGAUUUCGUAAAACAUUACCAAAAGAAUAUGUUGAACUAUCUGAAAUCGAACGUGAAGUUCGUACAUUAUUACGAGCUGAUAAUGAUGCUGUUAGUGUACGAUGGGAA
This is a messenger RNA of Chrysoperla carnea, 555 nucleotides long. Its product is annotated as transcription initiation factor TFIID subunit 7-like. Gene Ontology annotation, cellular component: transcription factor TFIID complex. The record is from RefSeq and is a predicted model, not a curated record. Gene Ontology annotation, biological process: RNA polymerase II preinitiation complex assembly; transcription initiation at RNA polymerase II promoter. The annotation marks the transcript as partial. Gene Ontology annotation, molecular function: RNA polymerase II general transcription initiation factor activity. NCBI's taxonomy places the organism in Eukaryota, Metazoa, Arthropoda, Insecta, Neuroptera, Chrysopidae. The transcript is spliced from 2 exons.